Messenger RNA from Thyridium curvatum, 402 nucleotides. RefSeq lists its product as uncharacterized. Lineage: Eukaryota; Fungi; Ascomycota; Sordariomycetes; Thyridiales; Thyridiaceae. The coding region runs from base 1 to 402 and encodes 133 amino acids. The transcript has a single exon. The record is from RefSeq and is a predicted model, not a curated record.
AUGUCUGCCCCUCAAGCCAGCGGCACCUCGGCCCCCGACCAGGCCUACGAGGAGUACAUACAUAAGCGCAUAUCAGACUACGCGAGAAUCACCUGGCCUUACGCUCCACCCGGCUUCUGCGCUGGCACCAUCCUGAACAUGCCGCGGCAGGGUGACCCCGUCGGACCCCACAUCCUCGUGGCAUACUGCCUCCACCCCAGCAUUGCCUGGGAAGACAUAAAACGAGUUCCGGCUCUGACGUAUGAGCUCUGGUUGGAGGAGGAGCAGAUGAAGGAAGAGGAGCGGAGGAGCGAGGAGGAGAAAGCGAGGUGGAGAGCGAGAAGGAAGAGGAGAGAGCAGCGGGAGAGGAAGAGGGAGAGAGAGCGCAGGGAGAGUGGAGUGCGGAACAAGAGACACAAAUGA